Venturia canescens is the source of this 862-nucleotide messenger RNA. RefSeq names its product mediator complex subunit 21 (gene MED21). Gene Ontology annotation, cellular component: mediator complex. Gene Ontology annotation, biological process: regulation of transcription by RNA polymerase II. The coding region runs from base 189 to 737 and encodes 182 amino acids. The transcript has 3 exons. Gene Ontology annotation, molecular function: transcription coregulator activity. NCBI's taxonomy places the organism in Eukaryota, Metazoa, Arthropoda, Insecta, Hymenoptera, Ichneumonidae. The record is from RefSeq and is a predicted model, not a curated record.
AAUUAGACCAUUCGCGGUGGUGUUCGCGGUUCAGCUCCGAAAUUUCUAACCUCAAAAAAUAACUGAAAGUGUUGCGUCACAUUGUUGUCAAAAUUCGCUGUUCUGUCUAAACAGUGCAAACUUCUUCGGUCGAAAACUCAGUAUUGAGAUUUUUGUUUGUUACGAAUUGAAAACAGCGAAAAACAAACAUGGCAGAUCGCUUAACUCAAUUGCAGGAUACGAUAAAUCAGCAAGCUGAACAUUUUUGCAACAGCGUUGGAAUCCUCCAACAGUAUUCAACACCUAGCAAAUUUCCUGGUUUUGACAGAAUAGGAAUGCCACAGCCCCAACAAACCCAAGAAGAUUAUGCAGCCUUAUUUGCAACUUUAAUAGCGAGAUGUGCCAAGGACAUUGAUACCCUGAUCGAAAGCUUACCCAGUGAAGAAUCGUCACAGGAGCUCCAAGUGGCGAGUUUGAGUCGAUUAGAGCAAGAGAAUUUGGAGGCUGGAGAGCAAUUAGAAGAAGUAGUGAGACAAGGCGAAGCUUUGCUGCAAAGAAUUCAAGCGGCUCUGCAAGACAUUGCUCAAAGUCAAUUGGACAUGCAAAAUCCAACAGCACCGGCCACAGCUGUCAUCAAUACGAAUCUGAAUCCUGCCGUAAACUUCAAACAGGAACCAACAAACACUGUUAACUCGGCGCCAGCUUCAAAUAAUCCUCACCAAAUGGGUGAUCGCUCACCGAAUUCCGUCAGCCAAUAAAUGACCUAAUAUUUUCUCUACUUAUCGUGUAUAUAAAUAUGUUUAAUUAUUUGUGAUUGUUUCGUACAAAAAUGAAAAAAGGAAAAAUAAAUGACUUCUCCGACCGAGAUGUACUUGAAGAAUUA